AUGUGGGACAACCCCCACAGCGACCGACUGUUCCAGUUCGGGAACAAGACCAAGCCCGCCAAUAAGGUAGAGGUCCUUCCAGCCAGUGGACAACCAGGAGGCCUUGGCGACCCCAACAGGAAAGGCCUGUCGGGGUCCAAGGUCCAAUGGUACCUAAGGUAUCUUCAGCAGGGCAUGACACCUGAUGAAGCUUUGAAGAAGGCGAAGGAGCCACGACCUGUGGCACAAAACGUUGCCCCUGCCAGCAAGCGGGCAAAUAACGGCGGCGACGAGGAGACCCCCCCUGAGGCAUCUGCUGGCACACCCAGCGUGCCGAAGGCGGGUGACAAGGGUGAGAAGCAGCCACCCUCCACUUGUGCGGCACCUCUCACUGGCACACAUACCUCCUACGCGGAGGCCGCCAAAAGAGUCAGAGUUGCGGUACUACCUGAGGACUACCCGCAGGUGUACCUGAGCAACGAAGAGCUUGCCGAGCUGGAGGAGGCCAUAAUGGACGACGUAGUCACGUCUGAAUGGGACUCAGCAGUCGCCUUCAGAGGUAUCCACUUUAGGGUCGGAUACCUCCUGAUAGACUGCUUGGACCAGGACUCGGCGGACUGGCUGAGGGCUGUAACGCCUCAGCUAAGGACGUGGAAAGGCGUGCCCCUUGACACUAGGGUAGGAGAAGACAUUCCUGCGGCAUACAAUGUCACAGUCUUCUGCCCUAGAAGUGCAGAAAGAAGCAAUGAGGAGCUUCUGAUGAUGCUGGGACGCCAGAAUAGAAUGGAGGUCGAUUCCUGGAAGGUGGUCUCCCGAAGGAACGACGGAGGCGGGGCACUCCUCGUUAUAGGGAUAGACUAA
Drosophila ficusphila is the source of this 840-nucleotide messenger RNA. RefSeq lists its product as uncharacterized. Bases 1 to 840 code for a protein of 279 amino acids. Lineage: Eukaryota; Metazoa; Arthropoda; Insecta; Diptera; Drosophilidae. The record is from RefSeq and is a predicted model, not a curated record. The transcript has 3 exons.